AUGCAAUUAAAUGUACGUGAAAAACUAAUUCAAAGACAAAUUAUGAACUUAUCUCAAGAUACAUUUAUUGAAAAUGAAACAUUAACUAUUGAAUAUGAAUCAAUUUUAUUAAAUGAUUCAAGAAUUAAUAUUAAACAAAAUAAUGAAGCAUUUAGUUUAUUUAUCAAAGAUUUACAAUUAUCUGAUCAAAGAGUUUAUUCACUUGAAAGUAAAUAUUUAAUAUUAGAUACAUCAUUUAUUAAUGUUCUACCUAAACCACAACAACCAACUGUUCAGAUUGAACAUGAAGAAACAACAAUUACUAUUCAAGUACUCUUAUACGAGAAUAAAUUUCAGUUUGGUAUUGAUUUUUUCUUUAGCCAAAUGCAACUUUUGUUGAUACUGAAGAUAGAUACAACUGAGAAAAUAACAAUAACACAACAACCAGCAGAAUAA
Messenger RNA from Rotaria sp. Silwood2, 435 nucleotides. The record is from the annotation of a GenBank genome assembly. NCBI's taxonomy places the organism in Eukaryota, Metazoa, Rotifera, Eurotatoria, Philodinida, Philodinidae.